Messenger RNA from Penicillium diatomitis, 891 nucleotides. RefSeq names its product putative bZIP transcription factor (MetR). Gene Ontology annotation, molecular function: RNA polymerase II transcription regulatory region sequence-specific DNA binding; DNA-binding transcription activator activity, RNA polymerase II-specific. NCBI's taxonomy places the organism in Eukaryota, Fungi, Ascomycota, Eurotiomycetes, Eurotiales, Aspergillaceae. Gene Ontology annotation, biological process: regulation of transcription by RNA polymerase II. The transcript is spliced from 2 exons. The coding region runs from base 1 to 891 and encodes 296 amino acids. The record is from RefSeq and is a predicted model, not a curated record. Gene Ontology annotation, cellular component: nucleus.
AUGGCCAACUUCAACGCACGCCGUGCACCCAACUUCUCUCAAUAUCUCGAUGACCUAAACGCCAUCCCAUCACCGUACGACCAGGCGGUGCAGCAACGCCAACAGGAGAAUUCGUUCAACUUGGACGAGGAAUUGGCCCUCUUUACCAACACCGAGUUCUUCGACUUCGACAACUUCACCGACCUCAGCCUGCCCACUUUCGAUGCUGGCGAGCCAAAGUCUUCCCCGAUCGAGUCCAACUUGGACAACCAACCCGCACAGAAUGGUGACAUGAAGUUUCUGGAUUUUCUGCAAGAUGGCUUCAACAAUGUGCCUCAUUACCAGCAAGACCUUGGUCUCGAGGCUCAAGUGCCUGUGCACCCUGCCCCCUACACGGCAGUCCCUCAACUGCCCACAGCACCUGCGCCGACCCACUCGGCCCCCGCUCAACACCUUCCUGUGUUGGCACCUCCUCAGGCCGCUGCUCCGACACCAUCUCAAACGGCCAUGUCGCCUUCCCCCUCUGGUGCCUCUGUGAAGCGCAAGAGCUCCACCAAGGCUACCCCUGCGAAUAGUGAGGAAGCUGCUCGGAUCAUGGCCGAGGAGGACAAGCGUCGUCGCAACACUGCUGCCAGUGCGCGCUUCCGUGUGAAGAAGAAGAUGCGCGAGCAGGCCUUGGAGCGCAGCUUGAAAGAGACCAACGACAAGAACGAUGCUCUCGAGGCUCGUGUCUCCCAACUUGAGCUGGAGAACCACUGGCUCCGGGGUUUGAUCAUGGAGAAGAAUGGCACUGAGGAGCGUAAUGAGGCAUCCGAAAAGGCCAUAUCCGACAUGUUCAAGAAGUUCCUGGCUUCGCGGAAGACUGAUGCAAGCCUUCCCCAACCGAAGCACAAUAUGGCCAGCACUGUAUAG